Molecule: messenger RNA, 1060 nt
Organism: Arabidopsis arenosa
Lineage: Eukaryota; Viridiplantae; Streptophyta; Magnoliopsida; Brassicales; Brassicaceae
Source: the annotation of a GenBank genome assembly
AAACUCAAAUCAAGGAAGUCGAAGAAAAACCAUGUCUUCUUUCUUCUCUUUGAUCACCUUCCUUUUCCUUUUCUCAUUCCUCACUAGCUUCAGAGCUUCUGCUCAAGAUCCUUAUUUCCUAAAUCAUAAUUGUCCAAAUUCGACAACUUACUCAAGUAACAGCACUUACUUCACCAAUCUUAAAACCCUUUUGUCCUCUCUCUCUUCCCCCAACGCCUCUUACUCCACCGGAUUCCAAAACGCCACGGUGGGACAAGCCCCCGACAGGGUCACCGGACUUUUCCUUUGCCGCGGAGACCUCUCGCCCGAAGUUUGCCGUAACUGCGUCGCCUUCUCCGUUAACGAAACGUUAACUCGGUGUCCAAAUCAGAGAGAAGCUGUGUUCUAUUACGAGGAGUGCAUACUCAGAUACUCUCACAAGAAUAUUCUAUCGACAACUACUACAAACGAAGGAGAAUUUAUCUUGAGCAACCCCAAUAAUAUUUCUCCUAUUCAAAAACAAAUAAACCAGUUUACAGGUUUGGUGUCAUCUAAUAUGAACCAAGCUGCCAUAGAAGCAGCCAACCGUUCUAUAAAAUUCUCUACGAUAAAGACCGAAUUGACCGAACUCCAGACUUUGUACGGGCUUGUUCAAUGCACUCCUGAUCUUUCAAGAGAAAACUGCAUGAGCUGUCUAACAAGUUCCAUAAAUAGAAUGCCACUUUCUAGAAUUGGAGCAAGACAGUUUUGGCCAAGUUGUAAUUCAAGGUACGAGCUUUACGCGUUCUACAAUGAAACCGCCAUAGGAACACCACCACCACCACCACCGCCGCUGCGGUUUCCAGGGUCUACGCCUCCGUUGACAUCUCCUUCACUACCUGGGAAAAGUGGCAGUUCAAAUGUGUUAGUGGUAGCUAUUGUUGUGCCUAUCAUAGUGGCUGUUCUGCUUUUCAUAGCUGGUUACUGUUUCUUUGCAAAGAGGGCAAAGAAGACUUAUGGCACAGCACCUGCUUUAGAUGGUAAAGAUUCAAGUGAUUAACAAUCUUGAUUACGUUUGCUUAAUGUCGCUUCUUUUUUCUUU